Molecule: messenger RNA, 1383 nt
Organism: Pyricularia pennisetigena
Lineage: Eukaryota; Fungi; Ascomycota; Sordariomycetes; Magnaporthales; Pyriculariaceae
Exons: 5
Coding region: 1-1383 (460 amino acids)
Molecular function (GO): syntaxin binding
Source: RefSeq, a predicted model, not a curated record
AUGUCUGCCGUCAACUCCGCAACGACUCAAACCGCUGCACCUUCGCGACCGGCAGCCAUGGCGAACGGCACCUCCCCCUCUGCCGUGCCGGUUCCGGCCGCUGCGGCAGCAGCAGCACCCCAAUUGAACAAGAAAACGAAGAAGAAGGCCCUCGACUCGAACGAGGCUUCCAAGCUCGUCGCCGCCAGGAUUUCCCAGUUGGAGCUUGACCAGGCAGGGGAUAAGGAGCAGGAGAUUGAGAUUGAACGGGAGGUCAAGAAAGCAAAUCGCGAGCUCAACUCGCAAACGGCCAAGAUGGAUAACCUUCAAAAGAUUGAUCAUCUGACGAAGCGUUGUUCGGAUCUGCUUGCCGACAUGAAGAGGCACGAACGGGAAAGCCUAAAGAACAAAAAGCGGGGUGACCAGCUUCAGAAGGAAAAGGACCAGAGCCGCACUGAACUCACCAAGACUGUUGGCCUCAAGGAGAAACUCGAGAAGCUCUGCCGGGAGCUUCAGAAAGAAAACAACAAGCUCAAGAGCGAGAACAAGGCAUAUGCCGAUAAGCAACUGCGGGAUCAGAACUCGUGGGAUGAAAAGUUUCUUGGUCUGCUCCAGCGACUCGACGACUACCAGAGUGAGAAGGACAACCCCAAGAAGCAGAUGGUAGACAUGGAGCUUGAUGAACUGUUCCGCCAACGCUUCAAGACUUUGAUUGAGCAGUAUGAGCUUCGAGAUCUCCACUUCCACUCGCUUAUGCGCACAAAGGAACUCGAAGUGCAGUACAACAUGGCAAGAUACGAGGCGGAAAAGAAGCGAGCCGAGGCCGAAGUGGGACGCUCCAGGCAGCUCAACGCGCAGAUCCAGACCUUUUCCAAGACCGAAGGCGAACUACGGACCCAGCUCAACGUGUACGUUGACAAGUUCAAGCAAGUUGAGGACACGCUCAACAAUAGCAAUGACCUUUUCUUGACAUUUCGGAAGGAAAUGGAGGAGAUGUCCAAGAAGUCAAAGAAGCUGGAGAAGGAAAACGAGAGUCUCAAGAGGAAGCAUGAAGCCAUGAAUCAGAACAUAUUCAAGAUGGCGGACGAGCGCACCAAAAAUCUCAAGGAGCUUGAGGAACUCAGGAAGAAGACGGAAAAGCUGACGAGCAUCAUAACGCAGAUGCAGCAGCAAGGUCGCGGGAUCGCGCCGAGUGGAUUGGCCAACAGCGUCGAACCCUGCUACCCUGAGGGCGAUGAGGAAGGUGAGGGUGAAGAGAGCGAGUACGAGGAGGAGUAUGAAGACGUCAGUGAGGAGGACGGCGAGUACUACGAUGAGGAUCUUACCGAGGAGGAGGCGCAGCCCGAGCCGCAGAAAUUCGGCCCCGAGCGCCCUCCGCCCCCGCCCGUCGCGAACGGGUGCUAG